Messenger RNA from Rodentolepis nana, 4965 nucleotides. Lineage: Eukaryota; Metazoa; Platyhelminthes; Cestoda; Cyclophyllidea; Hymenolepididae. The record is from the annotation of a GenBank genome assembly.
AUGGAUAAUGUAACCGUUUUUGAGAUGGCUCUCACGGGCCUUACGAAAAAGGAUAUCGAUGAACCUAAACCAUCACCACCAGUCGAUGAAGUUAAAAAAGAGGAUGAAGAUAUGGGCUGGCUACUGGACGAGGCGAUGCAAGCAGCUCGUGUUAAGCCGGAAGAAAUGUCGUCUGACAGAACUGCAGUUGUUCUUCCUUCUGUUUCGAGUGCUAGUCCUUCACCACUAGCCCCAAUCGCCCAGACUGUGCCCAUAUCUGCAGCUUCUCAGGUCCAAAGAGUCAAUGCUUCUUUUGGCAAUUCGGUUCUUCGUAAUGUUUCCCCUGUUGUCAACAAUAAAUCCGCCAUUCGGUUUAUUCGUACAAAUGAUAUCAGCCAAGUCAGACCCCCUGGCCGUUAUGCAUCAGUUCCGAGUUAUUCUAGCGUUCACCCUCAACUUGUGAAUCCUCGAUUUCCUCCACAGUAUCCUCGUGAACUUUUCCAGUCAGAGGUCGAAGAAGACUUUGAAGAGGAAGAUACAACCGAUUUAACUCAAGCAGAAACUUAUGCUGAUUACGUACCCGCUAAACUGGAUUUGGGUCGCCGACAUCCAGACGCCGUUGUUGAAUCCAGUACUUUAUCCGGAGUUGACCCUCCUGAAAUUAACUAUCAUCUUAAUCUUCCCAAAGAGGUAAUUGAUAGCGGUUCGCUCUCUUCAGCUCAACUGGAAGCUGUGGUCUACGCAUGCCAACGACACAGGAUUAUGUUACCGAAUGGACAGCGUGGCGGUUUCCUGAUAGGUGAUGGUGCUGGUAUGGGAAAAGGUAGAGAGAUUGCUGCAAUUAUUUAUGAAAAUUACAUGCAAGGUCGAAAGAAAGCUCUUUGGCUUUCUGUUUCAAAUGAUCUGAAGAGAGAUGCUGAGCGCGAUUUAUGCGAUGUCGGUCAUUAUAAUGCCGUCGUGCAUUCCCUGAACAAGUUUAAAUAUGCCAAAAUCUCCGGCCGUGUGAACGGUAAGGUGAAAAAAGGUGUUAUAUUCGCCACUUAUGCCUCUCUAAUCGGUGAGAGUAGUGGCAAUGUUAAGGCCAAAUAUAAAAGCCGAUUAAACCAACUCGUCCAGUGGUGCGGCAAAUCCUUCGAUGGAGUGAUCGUUUUUGACGAGUGUCAUCGCGCCAAGAAUCUGACCCCAAGUGGGUCCCAAAAGCCCACAAAAACUGGUCUAACAGUGCUUGAAUUGCAAAAUCGUUUACCUCACGCUCGCAUAGUCUACGCCUCGGCAACUGGUGCUACAGAGCCCCGAAAUAUGGCUUACAUGACACGCCUUGGCAUUUGGGGACCUGGCACAAAGUUCAAAGAUUUUAACUCCUUCAUCGAUGCUAUUGAGAGUAUGGGGGUUGGUGGUAUGGAGCUUGUGGCCAUGGAUAUGAAAUUGGGAGGAAUGUAUAUUGCCAGGCAAUUGAGCUUCAAAGGUGUCAGUUUCCAGAUUGAUAAUGUCGAUAUCAGCAGUGUAAAGAUUAAUAAUGAAUCUUUCGAAACUGUUUACAAUCAAUCAUCUGAUUUGUGGACUUAUUUAUGCGAAAAAUUUGCUGAGGCUGCUCGUCUCUUGAAUGUGGACGAUAAAUACCGCAAAACUAUGUGGGGUCAAUUUUGGUCAGCACAUCAACGCUUUUUUAAGUAUCUCUGUAUGUCAGCCAAGGUGGAUGCAUGUGUGCGUAUAGCUAAAAGAGCCCUGAGGUCCGGCAAAUGUGUUGUUAUCGGUUUGCAAUCAACUGGUGAAGCCAAGACCCUAGAACAAGUAGAAGAGAGCGGCCCAGAAAUGGGUGAGUUCGUAUCCACUGCAAAGGGCGUCCUACAGUCUCUUGUUGAUAAGUACUUACCUACUCAAUCAAAUGUCGAGAACUUUACACUCCGUGGUGAAAAGCUCUCGAUGGCUGGUGAACGUGCAUCUUCGAGAACAAUUUCUCAGGCUGGUAGAGCUGUGGGUAGCGCUAAGUCAAGUGGCAUAACUCUGGUGGAUAUUCUGGGAGCAAAAAAUUUCAACAAAGCAACUCAGGGUCUUUCCCUUAAAGGCCAUGAUGAUGAUGACGACGACGAUGAUGAUAAGCCAAGCAAUGACUCCAGCUCCGAGGAAGAGGAAGAGGAUGAAGAUGAAUCGAUGAGCGGAGAUUCUGAAAUGAGAUCAAGGAAUGGUUUUGGUUCUUCAGAUGAGUAUAAUUCUGACCUGGAACUAACAAGUACCAAACGUGGUACUGUAAAGCGGGUUAAAAGACGUCCCAGAAAAGCUGGUGGUGCACUCAAAAGGCGAAAGCAAGCUCCAGAUAGCGAAAGUGAAUGGAGCUCUGAAGAAGAUCUCGAGAAUAUUGACAAUAUCGUUGAUACGAUACUUGCUCGUCGGAAAGCUGUGGCUGUUAAUUCCCUUUGGGCCGAUGAUUCAAUGCGCUCCUCAAAAUCCUCCACUUUUAAUGGAAGCGCAGAUAGCGCCCGAAAAUUAUGUGAUGAGAUGCAGAUGUCAUUACUAAACAGCAUUGAAAAACUCGGUAAAUACCUGCCUAACUCAACACUGGAUGAGUUGAUUGCACAGUUUGGUGGUCCUGAAUUUGUAGCAGAGAUGACAGGAAGACGUGGUCGCCUUGUAAAAAGAGCAGAUGGCUCUGUCUACUAUGAAGCUCGAAAUGACGGGGAGGGCAGUUUGGAGACCAUCAAUUUGACAGAAAAGGAUUACUUUAUGAGGGGUGAAAAGCUAAUUGCUAUCGUUUCUGAAGCUGCUUCUUCAGGUAUAUCUCUGCAAGCUGAUCGUCGUGCUGAAAAUCAAAGGCGGCGUGUACAUAUUACUCUUGAACUCCCUUGGUCUGCCGAUCGAGCCAUUCAGCAGUUUGGUAGGACUCAUCGAUCUAAUCAAGUUAGUGCGCCAAUCUAUCACUGUCUGAUCACUAAUUUAGCUGGUGAACAGCGUUUCGCAUCAGCUGUAGCGAAACGUUUGGAGUCUUUGGGUGCUUUGACCCAUGGUGAUCGACGUGCCACUGAAACAAGAGACCUUUCACGCUUUAACAUUGACACUGAAUGGGGUAAAAAGGCUCUGGACAUGGUUCUCAAGACCUGCAUUGAUGGGCACGUUGGUAUCGUCAGACCUCCCGCUGAAUACAAAUCUGAAAAUCCUUCUUCCUGUGUAAACGAAAAGUUUCUUGUAAAUUUAGCUCCCUCUCUCCGACCCUAUAGCGCUUUCAUAUUCGAUGUUCGAACAGGCCUUCAGAGUGUGGGAUUUUCUGGAGAGAGAACACGAGAAAAGGACAAGAGUCACAUGAAUAAAUUCCUUAAUCGAAUUCUCGGUCUUCAUGUGGGUACGCAAAAUGCUCUUUUUAAGUACUUUAUGGACACUAUGAAUGAGUUGAGGCGUCGGGCGAAGUUAAGCAAUAAACUCGACCUCGGGAUUCUUGAUCUUGGAAGCACUGGGCAAAACCUGCAAAUUGUUGACACUCAGUCCUUUUUUAUCCGCUUCCUCUCUGAUAAAAGCGAAGUAUACCUUCACAAAGUUACUACUCAAAGGGGUUUAUCUUUCGGUGCAGCCAUGGAUAUCUACACACAACAUGAAGGUUCCGAAGAUGGGUUCUAUAUGCCAAAGAAUGAUACUUCUGUUGUGAAGAUCCCCGCACUUGCCUUUUGCAUAAAAGAAGAAAAUCAGCCAGAAGAGGAAGUUUAUGAGCAGAAGGAUGAGGAUGAUUUUGGCGAUGAAAGGAGUAGGCGACGUAAGUUAAAGCGUUUGUAUCGGCUAUACAGGCCCAAUACUGGAAUGCAGUCGGAGCCAAUAGAAUAUGGCAAAUUGAUUGAACAAUUCGAGAAGACACUUCCUACCGAAUGUGAACCGGAUUGGACUAAUGUCUACCAACUCUCUGAAACUAAAUGCAUUCAUGCUAUUCAGAAGAAACCGUGCCCUCGGCGUAGUAAGCUAUCGGGUGUUUGCGAAAACGGACUACGAGAGCGUACCUAUUAUGUUUUGAGUGGAGCUGUAUUGAAUGUUUGGCAGCAUGUGAAGCACGCUCUGACAACAUUUCAUCAAUCAGUGUCUAUGCAGGUUGUACGUUUAAAGCCAGAAGAAGGCAAGCGAAUUGUGGGUCUUCUUAUUUCUCAAAUUGGAGUGAAACCUGUUCUCGACUGUCUUAAACGUCUUGAAUCAAAUCCAAGUAGUUUCGAAUUUGAUAGCCAAUCGUCUCCCCUGCGUAUUGACACUGUAACGAACCAGGAGCGUCUGCAAGGUCUUUCAUCACGUUCUUCGCUACCUAUCACUCAAGGCGUUAACCAUCGAGAGUUUUGGAGCUCAAAAAAUGCUGCUGCUCUUGCCGCUCAGCAUAUUGCUCAUCCGCGAAGAUCUUCUGUUUCUUCCAUCAGUUCAAAUGGCGGUGUUAGAAUUGGCAAUGCUUCUCCUAUUCGGCCUUCGUCUUUCAUUCCCUCUCCUCGAUCUAUUGUCUAUCGACCAGCAGUUCAAACACCGACACCGAACCAAUCUAGGAUUGUAAAUAGUGCUGGAGUGCCUUCAUCAACUCGGAUAGUACGACAGCCAGCGUCACGAGUUUUUACACAUUCACACCGGCCACCUCCAGCAAUUCUUGCUUCACGUGGUAGGAGAAUUAACUGGGUCUCUCACGACAAUCUUAAUGUUAAUGGUGUUCUUCAGACCACAUCAAGCUCUCAAGUUCGACCUCAAUCAGUAUUACGCCUUGCUACUCCUAGUACUUCUCACCAGACCCAGGUUAUUCCUAUUAGAUCGGUUCUAAAUUCUGCUCCUCAGCCUCAAGGGUUACGAAUUCAACCUACUAGUAGUGGAAGGGUUUCAUCACAGCAAACUGCUCAACAGCAUCAGUUGCUCCGAUCGCAAUCCUCUUCGUCUCUCAUUUCUUCCUCUCCAUCUUCAUUAACAAAUUCCUCUCAAAAUGCUUCCCCUGUGGCUGCACCUAGACCUCCAGUCAAAAUGAAAAUUCAGUGGAAGGAUUUAUAA